Leptosia nina is the source of this 933-nucleotide messenger RNA. NCBI's taxonomy places the organism in Eukaryota, Metazoa, Arthropoda, Insecta, Lepidoptera, Pieridae. The record is from the annotation of a GenBank genome assembly.
AUGUACAUUCGACUGUUUCUCGGUCAUUACUUUCAUACUGACGAACCGAAAAUUGUCUCGAAUUUGAAGAGAGUGUAUUGUCUGGUCUUUGUAUUCCUCUUCACCAUAUUCUUCACUUACAAUUUGGAAAUCGAUCUUGUCACACCUGACUUCUAUAUCCCAAUAAAAUUUGGAGUACUAAUUAUCUUAUCGUUCUUCUUCGAAACGUCCAUUAUUGAACAGAUCAUGUGCGUCAAUUCUGUAUAUUAUAAGUUCCACGGAUUUCAAGAACGCAUAUCCUGCCGCGUGUUGCUUUAUCAGCUUGCAGAAUUCAUUGUUGUUUUAAUUAAGACUGGAAUUUACCUGUUUGCUCUACGCGAACCACCCGGAUCCCCUUUACUGGACAAUGUGAUUAUAUUCUCCAUCGGUUUUUCGAACUUCCCAAAGGUUUUCUUUCUAGAUCUCAUAUACGAGGCAAUGAAGAGCUUGAAGCGAUCUCUUCAGAAGAAAUCGACAACUUUGAAUGCUAUUGGACGAGAUGAUAUAAAUUACGAAAUACUAAUGAUGAAGCAAGAUUUGUUUGCUUACAAGCGACUUAUGAAUCGAUUCGAAAUCGCCAGUGUGGAGUUGCAGAUCGGGGAAACAGCCAACUGCUUAGUCGCGGUGCUUGACUUGAUGCAUAUAUUUUUGUCACUAUUCGCACUGCCCGUCACAUCAGAGCUGAUCACAACAGAACAGGAACUAAUCCUGGAUAUUUUGGCGAAGCAAAUGGAUCGAUGCCUCGAUAAAUCAUUGGCAAGGCAGAAACAGAGAGUGCGGAACUAUAUGAAAGUGCGUCCCUACGAGUUCUACAUAUUUGGAGCCACUAGAGUCGAUUUAGCGAUGCCACUAAAAUUCAUUGUAUUUUGUGUUAGUCACUUGAUAGUAUUAAUACAAUUAAGACUUAAGAAGUAG